AGGAUAAUAGUUACGCUGAACGGUGCCCACUGGUCACCUGAACAGAAACGGUUAAAAUUGAGUCUAUACGCGACAAAAAAUAGUACAUGAUUUCCGGUUUAAAGUGAAAGUACGUUACUAAGGGGAUACUCAGUGCAGCAUACUCAGUUUAUAAUUGCUGUUAUACAAUACGGAUAUGAGCUUAAUGCAAAGUUCUGGAAUCACCAUAUUUCAAAGGAUACUGUUGAGAGAGGGUUUUUUGUUCGUGAAUUAAAUAGAGGAAAUAUGACAGGUGUAACAGGCGAUUUUGAAGGUUUGGAAAACUUUAAUUUGGAAGACCUCCAUGAAUUGCGACAUGAAGAAAAGGAAGAAGUUAAAAAACAGAUUGAAGCCAUAUAUAUUGAGGCAACCUCUUUGGAGAAAAAAGCCAGAGAAUUGGCAUGUGAUACAAAUUCAAAACAGUAUAUUCUUCGCCACGCACAAACCUUAACAGAAAAAGCAAAUGAGAUGAAAGAAAAGAUAUGCUUAGCAUCAGGGAAAUCAUUCCAAACACCUGAUGAACUACAAAUUGCUAUAAAGCAAUCCAUAGCUUCAAACGAGGAACAAACAUUAAUAGUUGAGAGACUUAAGAGGAACUGUUCAUCCCAUGGCUUAGAAUACAGAGGUCAAACACCAGGGAAUGGUAAUUGUUUUUUUGAAGCAAUCACAUGCCAGCUAGAUAGAAUUGGCGCAGACGUUAUUGCUCCCGAACAAUUAAGAACAAAUGUUGUAAACUACAUAUCAACACAUCCUAGUUUUGAGGUAAACUAAUUUACUUGUUAAAUACAUUCACUAAUUAUCAAACUCCUCCAUGGACAGAAACAUAAAGAAUUAGUUGGACAUGUUUUCAGGGGACAAAUCAAAACCGUUGGCAACGUUAGUGGCGCAUCAGCACAA
Messenger RNA from Mytilus californianus (California mussel), 915 nucleotides. RefSeq lists its product as uncharacterized. The record is from RefSeq and is a predicted model, not a curated record. The transcript has 5 exons. Lineage: Eukaryota; Metazoa; Mollusca; Bivalvia; Mytilida; Mytilidae. The coding region runs from base 265 to 789 and encodes 174 amino acids.